AUGUUCAUCUUAUGGGAUGAAAGAAGCAAGGUAAACGUAAGUAUCUUGGGGCUUCUUUCUAGCUGGUUACGGGGUUCAGCUCUGCUUCUGCCAUGGGCUGCCAUCGGCCUCUUCCACAAUAGUCACAGUGAAGCUUAUAAUGCUGACGAUGUCAAGGUUACAUAUGCCUUAUUCUACUGUACAGCCGUGCUGGAGUUUUUCAGUAUUUCUUUGAUGAGAGAAAGUAUUGCAAAGGGUCAAGUGAAAUUCAAUUUGGAAUCUCUGCUUGCUGGCCUUAUUGGUAGCCUACUAAGUGCUCCGAGUAAUGAGGUACUGGAAACUAGCUUUGUAGGCCAAUAUACACUGGUAGGAUUCUUUGCUCGCAACAAAAGGCACAUCAAGAAGAUGUGCAUCGUGAACUUCUUCAAUUGCAAAGACUUUCUUGACCAACAUUGGUCCAUGAAGCCCUGCAACACAUCUUUUGCCAUUACAGAAUUGGUUCUUAAGUAUGUGAAGAACGGGUGGGAAGAUCAAAUGAAGGAUGUUGACAGUUAUUGGAAGUUCAAUGACCGCAGAGGCCUAUGGACACUUCAGGCCAACAAGUGCGAGCAAGACCUCGGUUGCAGCAUGAGGAGGCCAUUCGACGAGAGCAUCCUUCUCUGGCACAUCGCCACAGAUUUCUGCUUCUACUUCAUGGGAGCAUCAGCAGAUCACCGGUGUGCCACUGCUCAAUGUAUUCAAGAUGCAUCUGGUGAUGGCCAUGGGUGUCCUGUUUGGUGUGAAAGAUCUCCUCAUCACAAAAGAGCCAUCCGGUGCAGGGAAAUGUCCAAUUACAUGAUAUAUCUACUGUUUGUCAAUCCUGAGAUGCUACUGGCCGGCACCAGAAGACAUCUUUUUAUGACCGCUAAUGCUGAAGUUGAGGAGAUCCUCAUGGAUGAGAAGCCAUCGCUCAAGAAGAUUUUAAAGGCCAAAAGUCCAUGGCUCAUGGACAUCCUAAAAAGAGAAAAGCAAUGGCUUAAAGACAUCCUGACGGAAGAAAAGCAACGGCUGAAAGACAUUUUCAGUAGCGAAGAUUCACUUCCAUGGAAGAUGUGGGGAGUUAUUCAAGGCGUGUGGGUGGAGAUGCUCUGCUUCUCUGCAAGUAGAGGCCGUGGGUACCUACAUGCCAAGAGUUUGGGCACCGGUGAGGAGCUUCUCACGCAUGUGUGGCUCCUGCUGUCCUGCAUGGGGAUGGAGACCUUGCCGGAGAGGCUGCAGAGGACGGACCUUUCAAGUGGAGAAGGAAACGCCGGUGCUACUCCGUCGACUUCACAGAUAUUAUAA
This is a messenger RNA of Triticum turgidum subsp. durum (durum wheat), 1302 nucleotides long. NCBI's taxonomy places the organism in Eukaryota, Viridiplantae, Streptophyta, Magnoliopsida, Poales, Poaceae. The record is from the annotation of a GenBank genome assembly.